Molecule: messenger RNA, 4521 nt
Organism: Conger conger (European conger)
Lineage: Eukaryota; Metazoa; Chordata; Actinopteri; Anguilliformes; Congridae
Gene: apmap
Product: adipocyte plasma membrane associated protein
Exons: 9
Coding region: 297-1544 (415 amino acids)
Biological process (GO): biosynthetic process
Molecular function (GO): strictosidine synthase activity
Source: RefSeq, a predicted model, not a curated record
UAUUGACGCACAAAUGUGACGAGCCGCUCCGCCGAGCCUGCGAUUCGAUUCAAAAGCAAAGAUCGCCGUAGCUGAUCGGGCGAUGCUUGCAGGACAACACUUUUGCGACAAGGCAAUUUCAUAGUUAACGUUUGAUAGCUACGUGUAGUUGGACAACAAGCUCGGUUACUCAACGUUACAUUCUGCAAAAGUACACAGAACGGACUGCCCAAUCCAUGACCCAUUCUUAUGUUGUCGACAUCAGUGAAGAUACUUCCCAGGCACUACAGAAUACGGAUUUUUGCUAAUAUUUCAAGAUGAAUGAAACCGAUGGAGUCAGGUUAAGAAGAUUAAAUAGACCUCAGAUCAUAACAGACGAGUCUCAAGAACCCCAUUACAAGGGCACAAGCACCUACAGUGGGAAGAUUUUCCGAGUGACACUGCUGACAUUGGGGUCCUUGCUACUGUUUCCUUUGCUUGGUGUCAUACUGCUCUUGGAGUCUCCUAUCCAGCCCGAUGUUGUUAGCCUCAGCGAGCCACCGUUGAUGACAGACUGCUUUGAGCCCAACUUUAAGCUGAGGCAGGCAGAGAGACUGUUUGAAGAUCAGAUUGUAGGGCCUGAAUCUAUUGCAAACGUUGGAGACGUGCUUUACGCAGGCACAGCCGAUGGGAAGAUUGUGAAGAUUGAAGGCAAGAGUGUUCAUGUUGUGGCAACACUCGGACAGCCACCCUGUGGGUCCAGAGAUGAUGAGCCCACCUGCGGUCGACCCCUCGGGAUUCGGGUGGGGCCCAACGGCACACUCUUUGUAGCAGAUGCAUACCUGGGGCUGUUUGAGGUCAACCCAGUCACAGGGGAAGCAGAAAACCUGGUGUCGACCAGGCAGAUGGUGGGUGGGCGAAGGCUGUCCUUUGUGAACGACCUGGACGUGACACAAGACGGAAGGAAAGUGUACUUCACAGACUCCAGCAGCAGGUGGCAGCGCAGGGACUACCUCCACCUAAUUAUGGAGGCCACGGCUGAUGGACGUGUCCUGGAGUACGACACCAUGACCAGGGAGGUCUCUGUGCUGAUGGACGGCCUGCGCUUUGCCAAUGGGAUUCAGCUGUUUCCCGACGAGGAGUCCGUGCUGGUGGCAGAGACCACCAUGGCGAGGAUACGCAGGGUUCACGUGUCGGGGCUCAACAAGGGGGGCAUGGACACGUUUGUGGACAACCUGCCCGGUUUCCCUGACAACAUCCGCCGCAGCAGCUCGGGGGGGUACUGGGUGGCCAUGUCGGCCGUGCGGCCCAACCCCGGGUUCUCCAUGCUGGACUUCCUGUCCCAGAAGCCCUGGAUCAAGAAGCUCAUCUUCAAGCUCUUCAGCGCGGAGAUGGUGAUGAAGUUUGUGCCGCGGUACAGCCUGGUUCUGGAGCUCCGGGAGAACGGGUCCUGCAGGCGGAGCUUCCACGACCCGCACGGGACGGUGGCGGCCUACGUCAGCGAGGCCCACGAGCACGACGGGCACCUCUUCCUGGGGUCCUUCCGCUCGCCCUACCUGUGUAAGCUGGACCUGAGCCAGGUGUGACCCCCCCGCUCCGUCAUCCUGUCGGACGUAGCCUGUCGCACCGCCCCCCCCCCAAGCAGACAUCGCAGCAGAAUCUGUAGAAUGGCUUCACUGCUAGUUCCCACAUUGCAUUAUUUUGACUUCGUUUUCUUUUUUGACUGGAAGCAGUUGCCUACACAGCGAUUGCAGUGUAGGACCAUGUGAGGGUACUUAACGAACCGUCUGGCUUUAGUACAAAGCUACUGAAUCUAAGUAAUCUAUGUUUUGAAACUUGAAGAUUUGCGGAGAAAGAAAGCAGUCAGCACUUUAUCUUCUCUUCCACGCCAAAUUGGUUUUGUGAUCAAGUUUACAGUUCCCUUUGUGUCCGUGCCCAAAAACCCCCCGGUACUUCCCCCAGUUUGAUCGCAUAGGACUGCAUUUUUCGAAUCAGGUGCCAAAACCCUUUUUUUUGGUGUGCUGUGAAAGCUUUCAGCCUCCACACUUGCAUUUGCACUGAACUGUUAAAUAGCUAUUUUCUAAAAUAGCCAGACCAUAUUUAAUUUUUGAUAUUUUGGAGGAUAAACUUUAAAACAAUUCCUGUGUAAUGCACUUGAUUUGAAGUCAAAUGGUGGCACAAUGAGAUACUGAACUUGGGGUUUAAUCUUCCAGUUAAUCACCAACGUUGCAUUUUCAGCUGUGUAGCCAAUAUUUACAGCUGUACGCUGAUCUAGGCUGGAAACUAUAAUGUGUACUUUUUCAUGCAGCCUUGCUUCCUCAUAGCUGUGUAUGUAUGUAUGUAUGUAUGUGGCUUGGCUUUCUGACUACUGAGAACGCCCUGCAGGGGCGUUCAGCAAAGCUCAGCGGCUCCUGCUUCCAGACCGAAGGGCUGCUCAUGCCAGCCCAGUCUGAGGCUAGGAGCAGCGGCUGCUGCUUCUCCAGUCUUCCUUCUAGUGAGCAGACAAUCUCAAGUCGUGUAGGUACUGCGACAACAAUGUAGAAGUGCUAUUGUUGGGCAAACAAACAAACAAACAAAAACAUGUAGAUUGGUUAGGUUAGGUUAUUCAGAUCGAUAACUGUUUGAAUUAUGUUACCUUCUUUAAAAAUGUUGGUGUCCAUAAUUUUGUAUGUUUUGAGUGUUUAUCUCUUUGUAUGUUUAUUAUUGAUUUGUUUUCUGUAUGCAUUGUCGCUUCCGUUGCAUGGUGAGGACACCAGAUUUUGGUUUUGGGUUCAUUGCAUAUUAAUGCACUUUCUCCUGUCCUGGGGCUCAGUCAGCUUCACAUAUAAUUUCUGCAGGUUCCACAGGAGUUUUUUUUUUUUGGGGGGGGGUUUGUUGCCAAAAUAGUGUUGCUAAGUUGUUAAGAAAUUUAAGAAUUUUGUAUAAAACCGUUCAUGCGCAUGGCAUGUAAAUGAUGUCAGAUUUAAAAUGAACAUACUAACAAGUUAAGUCCAUUGUUCAAUGAAUUUCAAAUGUUAAUAGUGCUUGGAUGAGAAAUUUUACUGGUAAAUCACAAUGUAAAGCACAUUAAAAAUGCCACUUGAUCACAAUAUUACUAAAAUCAUAGUUUAGUGACUGUGAUGGAAAUAAGAGAAUGGGAAAAUAAUUAUUUGGCUCCUGAGAGUUUUUUUUAUUUAUUUAUUUUUGCAUCAAAACUCACGCUUCUGUGUGGCUCUGUUUGCGUAGGCCAGGUGCACAUAGGAUUUAGAUUCAUUGGGAGUAUGUUCUGAAGGCAGCACAAGAUGUGAUUGAUUCUAUCAGGCACCCAAUCAAAAAAUAGUGGAGGUGGCGUGCAUACACAACAUGCCUGGACAACAGCCUCGUAUGCCAAAAUGGCAGCUGUGGCUUCCAGCAGAUCUGGUGUGAUGGGCCCUGAUGCAGGAGACCUGGCUUCAAGGCUUUCUAUUUCCUUUCCUUUUCUCUUUGUUUCCAUCUCUUUUUUAAAAGAAAUUAAAUAACAAUUGAGCUCUUCUCUUUCUUGAUUGGGUGCCUGAUAGAAUCAUAUCUAAUGCCGCCCUCAGAACACAUUCCAAUAGCUAAAACUCCUACAUGCAGGUGAAAAUUGACAGUUUGGGUGAAGGUUUUUGAUUAAGCUAUGAUUAAGGAAUAUUCAUCUCUACAUCUGAUCACCACUUCAUCUCAUUCUCCCUCCCUCUUUCUUCCCACCCGCACUUCCUCUGCCCGCCGUAACCUCCGCUCCCUCUCAGCCUCUUCCUUUGCCACCACUGUCACCGCCUCUCUCCCCCUUCUCGAAUACUUCUCCAAACUCCCCAACUGACCCUGCAUCUGCCACCCUCAUUUCAUCUCUCUCUUCUGCCUUUGACUCUCUCUGUCCCCUCGUCUCAAAGCCACCUCGCACAUCCCCUCCCAGUCCUCGGAUAUCUGACACCCUCCGUACCUCCGGGGCCAGCCUCCGCGCAGCGGAGAGGAGAGGAAGUCGGGAAAUAGUCCCCAGAGUCUUCAUGAAGUAGAAGUAGAACCGAGGUGUGUUGGACAAUAACAAAAGCCGGACACACACCGACCCUUUACGGAUAAGAUUGGACACCCAUGGUGCAGGCACUCGAUAGCAUAGCAGGCUUGAGUCUGGGAGAAACAAUUGGCUUUGUUUAGUGCAAUACUGUCCCUAAUACGAGAGUGCAAAAACUGGAAUCAGGCUUUUCAGUUCUCUGCUCACUUCUUAGUUCUGUAUCCCAAAGUAACCCCAUUCAGAAAUGCACAGAUAAUGUGUUGUAUAAACAUUGGUUUUUUUUCUUCCUGAAGUUGACCACAAUGACAUUCAGAAGAUUCUCUUUUUGUUCAUUUAUUGGUACGCUGUGGAAAUCCCAUGUUGCUACAGAAAAUAACUUGAUUCACAUAUGAAAGUGGGUAUUAAAUGGACUGUUUUCAGUGGUAAAGACUGGAAAUGCACGUCUUGCUGUAAAACUGCAUGCUGGGUCCAAAUGAAGUCAGUUAGUUCUGAAGGAGCAGCAUUAUGAAAACAGUGAUAUUUUAUUGUGCGCAAUAAAACACACGUUUUAACACUGA